AAAACAUUUUGCAUUCCGUAUCCGAUUAGUUGGUCAUAUAAUCUGGUCACACGGCGACCUAAAGAGCGCCAUAGAUUUGUGAAUUGGUGCAGUCGUUGUGUUUAAGCCACAAUUAUGUUGGAAACCAAUCACAAUGCUGACACGGAGAAAGAACCGAAGGUGCCUCCACCAACCACCGCGAUAUCCGGUCAGAUAAAGGCGAUUGGCAAGGAUACAGUGCACAAAAUAUGUUCGGGACAAGUGGUUCUUAGUUUGGCUGUGGCUGUCAAGGAGUUAGUGGAGAACUCAAUAGAUGCGGGCGCCACGCUGGUGGAGAUCAAGCUAAAGGAUCAGGGACUGCAGGGCGUGGAGGUCAGCGAUAAUGGCAGUGGCGUGGAGGAAAUGAAUCUGGAAGGCAUGACUGCCAAAUACCACACCUCAAAAAUCCGGGAAUUCGUGGACCUGAUGGGCGUGGAAACCUUUGGAUUCCGUGGAGAGGCUCUAAGUUCACUGUGUGCCUUGUCAGAUAUGGUUAUCCAAACCCGGCACAAGUCUACCGAUGUAGGGGUUAAGGUGGAACUGGACCAUGACGGUAGGAUCAAGAAGCGUUCUCCUUGUGCCCGUGGAGUUGGCACUACCGUCCUUCUGGCAAAUCUUUUUUCCACUCUGCCAGUUCGUAGGCGUGACUUUACCCGCAACAUCAAAAAGGAGUUCACCAAGAUGUGCCAGAUUCUGCAGGCCUAUUGUCUAGUCACCAAAGGUGUCCGCAUCCUUUGCAGCAAUCACACUCCGAAAGGGGCCAAAACUGUUGUGCUACAAACGCAUGGCGACCAGGAGGUCAUGGCCAACAUAUCAGCCAUAUUUGGAGCACGCCAGGCCGCGGAUCUGGUGCCUUUAAAGUCUCCAUUUGGCCAGGGCCAACUGACCGAGGCGGAAUUGCGGGCUGAUCUAGAAUAUGGUGCGGAUGUAGCCGAUACCACUUGUCCGCAAAUCAGCACCGAGGAUGUAGAGCGUCUUAAUCAGGCGGACUUCCAACUCGACGGAUUCAUUUCCAGUUGCCGACAUGGCGCUGGACGCUCAAGCAGAGAUCGCCAGUUCUUUUUUGUCAACUCGAGGCCCUGUGACCCUAAAAAUAUAGCCAAGGUGAUGAACGAGAUAUACCAUCGCUAUAACGUCCAACAGCAACCCUUUAUUUAUCUCAACAUCAUCACGGCCCGUUCUGAUGUGGAUGUGAAUCUCACGCCCGACAAACGCCAAUUGCUGAUAAACAACGAGCGAAUUCUUCUCCUGGCACUGAAAAAAUCGCUGCUGGACACCUUUGGCCACACUCCAGCUACAUUUCAAAUGCAAAACACCACCAUUGUGAGCAUGCUGGAACCCAAGACAAAUCCGGGUAAAACUAAAUUCCCUAAAGAAUCAAGUAAGGAGGACCAAAACGAAGAAGCAUCAGAAGAAGAUGUACCCACUACCUCUACGCAGAGGUUUAUGGAUGUGCUCACCCAGUGGCGACGCACUGGCGACACAAAAGGUACGGCACCAUCAGUUCCAGUAAAGCGCCGGUGCAGUGAAUCCGAAGAAUUGACUACUCGGACGUUGAAAAUGCAAAAGAUUCAUACAUUUCUCAGCCAAGAUUCACCCAAGGAGCAGAGUUCCAAAUGCGAGGCAGAAUCUGAAGCCGCGAGUGAUGUUGACAUGGCAAAAGAGGACAAGACGCAAGUCUCCCUGGAUAAUAGUUUCCUCAACCUGAAAGAGAUGGCUAAGGAGUCUGAGGCUUAUGAUAUUUUAACGAAACCGGAAAACGCACCUCGCAUUGAUUGCAAGGUUCUGACCCCAAUUAAAAGUCGUCGCAGUAUUUUCGAGUUUAAAACUGAUGCUAAGGCAUUGGACAAACAGGGAUCACCGGCAGAACUCAAUUCACAACCGCCUAGUUUCACUCAGCUGUCGGAAGAAACUGAUAUUGCUAGCGACGAAGAUGACCACAUUGAGCUGCCCACUCGGAUUGAGUUUGAUGAAGAGAUGGAGGAGGGUCUGCCAUCAAAUUUUUCAAGCGGAGGAUUAACUACUUCUCUAGAGGAGAUCGCAUCUUCUUUAAAGGCCCACGAGCAACAGCAGCGUGAUCGGAGGACUCGAACCAAGCUUCAGCGUCUGCGCUUCAAGACGGAAAUUAAUCCGAACCAGAACAACAGUGCAGAAGCAGAACUCCAGCGUGAGAUCGAUAAGGAGGAUUUCGCCCGCAUGGAAAUAAUAGGACAGUUUAAUCUGGGCUUUAUCAUAGUCAAGCUAGAGGAUGAUCUAUUCAUAGUAGAUCAGCAUGCCACUGAUGAAAAGUACAACUUUGAAACGCUGCAGCGCACAACUCAAUUGGAGUAUCAGCGCCUGGCAGUGCCGCAAAAUCUCGAACUAACUGCGGUUAACGAGAUGGUGCUAUUGAACCACAUUGAUGUGUUCGAGAAGAAUGGCUUCAAGUUUGAAGUAGACCACGAAGCUCCUGCCACGAAGAAAGUGCGUCUGUUGGGCAAGCCGCACAGCAAGCGAUGGGAAUUCGGCAAAGAGGACAUUGAUGAGCUUAUCUUUAUGCUGCAAGAUGCGCCCGAAGGCACCAUCUGUCGCCCAUCUAGGGUGCGAGCUAUGUUUGCCUCACGUGCUUGCCGAAAAUCGGUGAUGAUUGGCACAGCUCUUAGCAGGAACACAACGAUGAGAAGACUGAUCACACAGAUGGGAGAAAUUGAACAGCCAUGGUUUUCUAGAACUGUCCACAUGGUCGUCCUACGAUGCGUCACCUCAUAAACAUCACAAUGCUAAUUGAAAGUGACGAAAACGAUGAGCAAGAUCCUCCGACCUAACAGAAACGAGUAUGUGUAAAAAAUCGGUUGUUAAAUUAUUGUUGCAGUUUUAAUUUUAUUUAACUUUUCGUUUGAGCCACUAAGUAUACGUCAUUGUUCUGUAAAUGCUUACUUGAUUAACGAUUAAACGACAGGAUCAGACUUACAACUAAAGACAAAUACAAAGGUUAUCACUUGAGUAUGUCUAACAAACUA
Molecule: messenger RNA, 3017 nt
Organism: Drosophila simulans
Lineage: Eukaryota; Metazoa; Arthropoda; Insecta; Diptera; Drosophilidae
Gene: Pms2
Product: mismatch repair endonuclease PMS2
Exons: 8
Coding region: 115-2766 (883 amino acids)
Biological process (GO): mismatch repair
Cellular component (GO): MutLalpha complex
Molecular function (GO): ATP-dependent DNA damage sensor activity; ATP hydrolysis activity; mismatched DNA binding
Source: RefSeq, a predicted model, not a curated record